AUGUCGCUUAAGGCUCAAGUCCCUCCCACUCCAGCCAGUAAAACUUUGCCCACCAACACUCAGACCGAUGCUACUAUUCUUGCUCCUCCGAGUCAAACAAUUGAUUGCAAACGUUCACAGUUAAGCUAUGCAGAAGCAGUGAGAUCUUCCCACCCAAAUGGCGUCAAGGCCACAAUCAGGCCUUUGAAUUCAGGUUGCUCGCGUGGCAAGUCUUCUUUGAUUCCCGAAGUCGCUGCCAGCUGA
Puccinia triticina is the source of this 243-nucleotide messenger RNA. RefSeq lists its product as uncharacterized. The record is from RefSeq and is a predicted model, not a curated record. The transcript is spliced from 2 exons. NCBI's taxonomy places the organism in Eukaryota, Fungi, Basidiomycota, Pucciniomycetes, Pucciniales, Pucciniaceae. The coding region runs from base 1 to 243 and encodes 80 amino acids.